Molecule: messenger RNA, 2544 nt
Organism: Fopius arisanus
Lineage: Eukaryota; Metazoa; Arthropoda; Insecta; Hymenoptera; Braconidae
Exons: 8
Coding region: 91-1917 (608 amino acids)
Source: RefSeq, a predicted model, not a curated record
UUAAGCAAAAAACAUGGGCGAGUUUUAAAUAAUUUUCGGGCCAAAAUCUCCAAAUUCUCAGUGUCAAAUAAACUCUGAAUAAUUUCCAAAAUGAACAGAAAUGGUUGGUUUCAAUGUCACGCGAACGUCCCCCCAAUCACCUCUACCUUUCAAAACGAUCAAGUCCAAGGGGAUCAGAGUAACUUUUUCCAAAACCAACAGCAAAUACCGCAAUCCUGUAAUCCAACUUACCAGCCACCAUCAUUUGGUAUCAUGACGGGAACCCAAUCAAAUUGCCCCCAACCGCAGCCGCAAUGUCAUUCAGAUGCCUUCCCAAAUCCCCAAAGAUCCAACCUCCUCACCUCAAAUUACCAACAGCCAAAUCAAGAUCAUUGCAUCUCUCAAUCCCCUGAAAAGCCGCUAAAGCUCGCCCCCGGACUUCUCGAGCAGAUCAAAGCCAUCCUAACACCCUCAUCUGGGCCAAUAUUUAUCCUUCCUACGAGUUGUUCAACUCCUCCAUCUCCUCAGCCCUCUUGUCUGGAAUGUCAUGGAAUGAGACUUCCCUGCGGACAAUCGCAGCUUUUUCAACCAGCUGCCUACUACCCAUGCCCCAUGCCGAUGCCGAUGCCAAUUUUCAAUCCAUUUAUGCUUCAAAAUAGCCCUCAAAAGCCAUCAGCUGAGCCUCUCCGUUGCUCCUGCUGCUUCCACACCUCACCUGAUCCCACCAAGGCUAUUGCUCAUCAAAUUCAACCCUCGAUUCAACCUGACCAGCAUUUCUGCAGUGAGACCGAUGACGAGACGAUCUGCUCAAAACGCAACUGUCCAUCAGCAAUUAAUUUACAAGCACUAGCAGCACAGCUGUUAGCUGUGCCUGGAGUCAUCUCUUGUGCAGCCACCAGGAUGAUUCUAAGAAGGAUCCCAGGGUCAAAUGUUACCAAUCCUAUUGAGGAGAUCAUGCAGAGGAGUCAGAACGCUCUGAAUAAUCUAGCCCAAGAACAAUUGUCAGCUGAGUCUCGAAAUGCUCAACAAGUUGGUGCUUUGAUAAAUCUCCACAUGACUGCCAAUCCACCAACGAAUAUCGUCCACAUUCUGACAACGACUCAAUUAAAAGUGAAUGUUUUAAAAGGUCAUGUCGAUAGUUUAAUAAGUCGUCAAGUGAGUGGCCAAGAAAUGGGUGCUGAAGGCAGUAAACAAUUCGAUGUAAUGAUCCUGGGCAUGAAGUCUGAUGAGGAACUACGUCAGCUGCUGAUAACUCUGAGACAGAAGGAAUGCGAUGAGAGGGUAAAUUUGAGUUUCGCUCCUUAUCGCUCACAGCGGAUAAUUGCUGAAACUCGAUUGAGGAAUGUUGAGAGUAAAAUACGUCAAGUUGAGAAGGUAAUGGAGAAUCGUCGGUUUACAAUGAUACCUCGUGACAAUAGACAUGUAGAUCUCGAUGGUAGUGGUGGAUGGCACGCGUAUCCUGGUAGUCUGUCGGCUGCUAGUCCCUUCGGACGUGAAACCACAAUGCAACCACAGACGUACGACUCCCCGGAUCCCUUUCACAUCGAAGUUCGUAGCCCGAGGAGACUGAAUCUCAAACCGCACGUUGGUAGCCCAGAAACCACGUACGAACGUGAAUUGGAACAGUCUAAGGAGAUAACUUUUCGAAAACCAGAUAAUGGCCAUCAAAGCAAUUAUCAGAGACUUCUAAAUCCUGCAGAAAUGGCGAAAGUGAAAAAAGAAAUUGGAGAUACUCAAGAUAUUGGGGAUGAUCGUACAAUACCAUUUGUUAUGACCUUAUCAGAGAACCCCGUUCAAAAUCCUGAAAAAGACCUAGACGAUGAAGAAAAUGAAAUAUCUCUUUGUACAGCUCCUAACGAGAAACCGAGUGCAGGAAAUCCGUAUGCCAGUGAAAAGGAUGAAGAAACCGAGAAUCGUAUUACGGCGGAAAAAAAGUGAAUCUAACAUGAUGUUGAUCCAGACGGAAUAUUUUCCGUGGAAAUGGAUAUGAAAAGACCAUUGAUGGAGAACUCCUGAGAUCCUCUAUAAAACGAAAAAAAUCCGAGAGCGCAGAUAUUAAAACGAGUGGAAAAAAAUGAAAAGGAGGAUUUCAACGAUAUCAAAGAAUUACUCAGAAAAUUAUAAUCGAUAGGAAAGGCUCGAAUGGAGUCACGAGAACAUGAGAGUUUCAUCCAGGUCGCGAAUAAUUGGAAAUUUAAUUAUUAUCUUAGGAAUCGAUGCAAUUCAUUGAUGCCCUUUGAUGUGUGCCUCUAGAGUUGGAUUGAUUGAGAGAAUUCCAAGUCUUUGAAGUUCGGGGAAUUUCGAGCUAAGGCCAUUAAAAUUGAUAUCAAUAAAUCCAGAGCAAGAGAAAUCAUUUGGAGGAGAAAUAAAAUCAAACGAUAUGACGAAAUACUGGAGACUUUGAUGUGUGGAAAAAUAGGAAAAUGAUCCAAGUUUUAUUGGAAGUUUAUUCCACCAGUUUCGUCCACUUUUCAUCUGAUCUAAGAAUUGGGGAGCUAAGAAACUUCAUCAGGAAAUGGAAUACGAGGAGCAAAUUUUCACUCACCGAGGGAAGUAAUGAAAUUG